CAUGCAUAAAUGCAAAACGAGAAGGUGGUGGUGGUGUUGAGAAUAUAAUUCAUGGCCACUAUUCAUGAAGGACGUGAGAGUCCAAAGCCAGAGGGGACGAGAGUGGAAGAUGAAUUAUACAAGUACACGUUCAGUGGUGACUGGGACGAGGUGGUUUCGUUAUACGAAACAGAACGAGGGGUUCAGAGCAGCUCGAUCACGAGCUCGAACGACACGGCACUGCACAUGGCCAUCAACGAUGACAGAGAAUAUGUUGUGGAGGAGCUGGUACGAUUAAUCGUGCAGAGUCGCAACUAUGAAGCUCUCAAGAGUCAGAAUAAUAGCGGAGAAACCCCUCUGCAUCGCGCCGCUGCGAGAGGAUCGGCGAGAAUGUGCAAAUGCAUCGUAGAAGCAGUAGAUGAGAUGGGUCUAGAUUUGCUUUCUAUUACCAACAAAUUGGGCGAGACACCCAUCUUCACGGCUGCUAUUCACAAUCGGAAACCUGCCUUCAUCUUCCUCUACGAAGCUGUUACUCAUAGAUGCGAACCACAUUCGGAAAAACCCAAUCAGUUGCUUAGAAGAACCGGAGGUACGGGAGAUACCGUCCUUCACUCUGCCAUCAGGAGAGAGCAUUUUGAUUUGGCGCUCCACAUAAUCCAAAGGUGCCCAGAUCUUAUGGAAAAAUUCAAUGUCAAUGGAAUGACUCCACUUCAUGUUCUGGCCUCCAAACCUUCUGCCUUUAGAAGUAGCUGCAGCCUCCCUUGGUGGAAGCAAAUCAUAUACUACUGUAUAUAUAUUAACCCUCCCAAGUAUGAAGCUGAUCCUCCUCCUAGUUCUCAAAAAUCUCCUGAGAGCUCGGAAGCUAAGUGGCUACCAGAGAACUACUUGACAUGUUAUCAGUUCUUUUCGGAGCCGUACUCUGCUCUCAAUAAUUUUUGGAUCUCUAUGCGGACGAAGGACAAAUCCUCAGGCAGUGAAGGAAACAAGAAAAACGGAGGGGAUGCAGAGAACCCAAGGGACUUGCAUACAAAGGAAAUUGUUCCCCAAAACUAUGCUACCUGUUACGAGUUUCUGGCUUUUGUCUACGUAUUUUUAUCUGGCAUUCUAGGAUUUGCAAAGACAUAUUAUGACUUAAAGGAUGCGAAACGAAAACAUACAUGGAGCGUUCAGAUAUUGAAUGAACUCAUGGAAAAGCCUGGUAAGGCAUACGUCGGUAGUGGAGGAGAUGCCCCUGAAGGAGACUUGGAUUUCCCAAGAUUUCCAUUUGAUCGCGGUGAUAUUCAUCAAGAGGGACCUGAUAAGAAAACUCAAGAUCAGAAUGAGAAAGGAACAAGUGAUCCAGCCUUGCUGGCGGCAGCCAAGGGUGUGAUUGAAGCAGCAGAGAAAACUGUGAGCAAAUUAGCAGUGUCCUUCAACGAUACUUCAUCAGUGAACAAAAACAUAUUGCUGGUAGCAAUUAAGAACAAGCAACCUGAUCAGGAAGAAGGAACAACCGACACAGCCUUGCAGGUGGCAGCUAAGAAGGGUGUGCUUGAAGUAGUGCAGAAAAUUCUGAGCAAAUUACCAGUAUCCAUCCACGAUACCUCAUCAACCAACAAAAACAUAUUGCUAGUGGUUGAGAACAAGCAACCUGAAGUUGUUGAGGCGCUGUGCAAAUACCUGACCCAAGAAGCAAAUAAGACUAAUCUCUGGCACGACCUCGUUCAAUCACUGGAUUCUUCUGAAAAUACUAUAUUGCACUUAGCAGCCAAGUAUGAUAAAUCCAUGUCUCAUCCUUGGAAUAGUCAUGGAUCUGCCAUGCUGAUGCAGUGGGAAAUAAAGUGGUUCGAGUAUGUGAAAUCGUUGACGCCACCCCACUUUGUUUUCCUUGACAACAAAAAUGGCCAGACUCCGGAAGAAAUCUUCACUUCAGAUCAUGACGACCUUGUCAGGGACAGUGGCCAAUGGCUUAAGGAUACGUCUGAAUCUUGCUCGGUGGUGGCUGCGCUGGUCGCUGGAGUUUCCUUCGCAACGUCGAGCCAAGUCCCCGGUGGGAAUGACGAAAAGACGGGCAAACCGAAAUUAGAAGGAAAGCCUACGUUUGAACUUUUCGCAAUCACUUCACUUAUUGGGCUCUGCUUCUCUGUCACUGCGCUGAUCAUGUUCCUCACCAUACUCACUUCUCGAAAACAACCCAGAGACUUCAAGAGAAGUUUGCCGAUGAAGCUUCUGCUGGGCUUGAGCUCGCUGUUUGUGUCAAUUUCCUCAAUGCUCAUCGCUUUCUGUGCCGCACAUUUCUUCCUAAUUGAUGAAGAUUUCAAGAAAGGAGUUUUCCCUCUUUAUGCUGCCACUUGCCUUCCUGCUUCCUAUUAUGCAAUCGCACAGUUUCCACUCUACCUGGAUCAUCUGAGAGCCAUUGUUAUGAAGGUUCCCAAAUUACACCUUUAGUUUUCAUCUUUCAUAUCUUUUUUUCCCUUCUUGAAUGCCCUCAUUUUGUUGGGGGGAAAAACAGAGAUGAAAUAAUUUCUUGCUUUUUUUCUCUGUGGAUUGGAAAGUAGCAGUGUUGUUUGUGCUUAUUUGUUUCUUGAGGGAAUUCAUGACCCUACUGAAUGUCUCUGGUUGGUUCUAUUAAUGUAUGUGACUCGUUGCUGUUUUUAAA
Molecule: messenger RNA, 2617 nt
Organism: Prosopis cineraria
Lineage: Eukaryota; Viridiplantae; Streptophyta; Magnoliopsida; Fabales; Fabaceae
Exons: 8
Coding region: 52-2406 (784 amino acids)
Molecular function (GO): protein binding
Source: RefSeq, a predicted model, not a curated record